This is a messenger RNA of Lampris incognitus (smalleye Pacific opah), 1787 nucleotides long. RefSeq names its product cytochrome P450 2F5-like. The record is from RefSeq and is a predicted model, not a curated record. Gene Ontology annotation, cellular component: intracellular membrane-bounded organelle; cytoplasm. Lineage: Eukaryota; Metazoa; Chordata; Actinopteri; Lampriformes; Lampridae. The transcript has 10 exons. Gene Ontology annotation, molecular function: iron ion binding; oxidoreductase activity, acting on paired donors, with incorporation or reduction of molecular oxygen, reduced flavin or flavoprotein as one donor, and incorporation of one atom of oxygen; heme binding. The coding region runs from base 37 to 1512 and encodes 491 amino acids. Gene Ontology annotation, biological process: xenobiotic metabolic process.
AGAGGGCAAAUAGAGGGAGGGGGGGGGGAAAGAAUAAUGGAUUUCUCCGGUACGCCGGCGUUAGCGCUGCUCGCCUUGGCUCUGCUGUGGGUGUUUGUUUUGAGGAACCGGAGACGGAGCCGUCUGCCCCCGGGGCCCACGCCUCUCCCGCUCCUCGGGAACCUGCUACAAAUCGACAAAUACAGGCCUUUCAAAAGCCUGAUGGAGCUCAGUGAACGCUAUGGGCCGGUGAUGACGGUGUACCUGGGCAGGCAGCGGGCUGUGGUUCUGGUGGGCUACGACGCGGUGAAGGAGGCCCUGGUGGACCAGGCUGAUGACUUCUCCGGCAGAGGACCCAUCCCCAUCAUGGUCAGAGCCACCAAAGGCUACGGCUUGGCCAUCAGCAACGGGGAGCGCUGGAGUCAGCUGCGACGUUUCACCCUGAUGACGCUGCGAGACUUCGGGAUGGGACGCAAGGGGAUGGAGGAGUGGAUCCAGGAGGAGGGGAAGCACCUGGUCACUCGCAUGCGGACGUUCAAAGCCUCUCCUUUUGACCCCACGUUCCUCCUGAGCUGCGCCGUGUCCAACGUCAUCUGCUGCCUGGUGUUCAGCCAGCGCUUCAACUACGAUGACGAGCACUUCCUCCGCCUCCUCCAAAUCAUCUCUGAAACCCUGCAAUUCAUGAGCAGCCCCUUCGGUCAGAUGUACAACAUCUUUCCCUGGUUCAUGGAGCGUCUGCCGGGCCGCCAGCACACCAUGUUUGCCCAGAUUGUCGAGAUAAGGCAGUUCAUCAUGGACAAAAUCCAUGAGCACCAGAAGACAAUAAACCCCGCCUCGCCAAGGGACUACAUCGACUGCUACCUCGUCAGACUCAACCAGGAAAAGCAAAACCCUUCAACCGAGUUCCACCACGACAACCUGCUGUCGACAGUCCUGAAUUUGUUCCUCGCAGGAACAGAGACCACCAGCACGACCAUCAGAUAUGCCCUCAGCAUUCUCAUCAAAUACCCCAGCAUUCAGGAGCAAACGCAACGGGAAAUUGACGCUGUGAUUGGUCAAGAGCGUUGCCCCACUAUGGCGGACAGGAAGUCCCUCCCCUUCACAGACGCAGUGGUCCACGAAGUUCAGCGGUUCCUGGAUAUCACCCCGUUUGGCAUCCCUCACUAUGCGUUAAAAAAUAUCUCUUUCAAGGGCCACAUAAUUCCCAAGGGCACCAUUAUCCUCCCCAUGCUGCACUCUGUGCUGAAAGUGGAGAAGCUCUGGGAAACCCCCUGGACCUUCAACCCUCACCACUUCCUGGACCACGACGGCAACUUUAAGAAAAACCCUGCUUUUCUGCCUUUCUCCGCAGGGAAGAGGUCCUGUGUUGGAGAGUCUCUGGCCCGCAUGGAGCUUUUCCUCUUCGUGGUUUCACUUUUGCAGCACUUCACCUUCACCUGCCCCGGAGGCCCUGACAGUGUGGACGUCAACCCCGAGUUCAGCAGUUUUGUCAAUGUACCACGCCGACACCAGAUCAUCGCCACCCCACGAUGAAAGUGGAUAACUUGUUACUGGGCUGCAUCGCCAUGGUAACUUGUGCCGCACACCUAACCUGCUCGGGGCUGGCCCAGUAAAGUUCAGGACCACGGCUCAUAAACAGCUCUUGGACCAGUCAGCCGUCAGAGCUGUGAGAGACGCCAUUACAUCAAAUUUUUCACACAGAAAAUAUUAAAAUAAAGGAAAUUGGGAUUAAAAUGUUAAUUUCUUUUCUUGAAACGGCAAACGAGGUCACGCCGAUACAUUACAAAACAUUCUUUAGUGAGAAAAAA